GGUGGCGCAGGCGCAGUGUCCCCGGGCCAAGAUGGCCGCGCGGUGUUACUCACGCUGGUUGCUGGUAGCUGUGGGGACCCCUCGGCUGCCGGCUGCAGCGGGGAGAGGGGUCCGCCCGCCCCGGGAGGGCGUGGUGGGGGCGUCACUGGGCCGCAAGCUGAGCGUCACCGUCUAUGCACCUCCCCUGGGAGCUCGAGGCCCGCGGGCGUUCCUGACAUUGAGACCGGGUGUCAGCCUCACAGGAGUAAAAAGUUACCCUUUUGCCUGUACUGCCUCCUUCCACACGAGCGCCCCUUUGGCUAAAGAGGAUUAUUACCAAAUAUUAGGAGUGCCCCGAAAUGCCAGCCAGAAAGAGAUCAAGAAAGCCUAUUACCAGCUUGCCAAGAAAUAUCACCCAGACACAAAUAAGGAUGAUCCCAAAGCCAAGGAGAAGUUCUCCCAGCUGGCAGAAGCCUAUGAGGUGCUGAGCGAUGAAGUGAAGAGAAAGCAGUAUGAUGCGUACGGCUCUGCCGGCUUCGACCCUGGGGCUGGCAGCUCCGGGCACAGCUACUGGCGGGGGGGCCCCACUGUUGACCCCGAGGAGCUCUUCAGGAAGAUCUUCGGGGAGUUCUCAUCAUCGUCAUCUUUUGGAGAUUUCCAGAGUGUAUUUGAUCAGCCUCAGGAGUACAUCAUGGAGUUGACGUUCAAUCAGGCUGCCAAGGGCGUCAACAAGGAGUUCACGGUGAACAUCACUGACACCUGCGAACGGUGCAACGGCCGCGGGAACGAGCCCGGCACCAAGGUGCAGCACUGCCACUACUGCGGCGGCUCCGGCAUGGAAACCAUAAAUACGGGCCCGUUUGUGAUGCGUUCCACGUGUCGGAGGUGUGGCGGCCGCGGCUCCAUCAUCACGUCUCCCUGUGUGAUCUGCAGAGGAACAGGGCAGGCCAAGCAGAAGAAGAAAGUGAUGAUCCCAGUGCCGGCCGGAGUGGAGGAUGGCCAGACCGUCAGGAUGCCUGUAGGAAAGAAAGAAAUUUUCAUCACAUUCAGGGUACAGAAGAGCCCCGUGUUCAGGAGAGAUGGUGCAGACAUCCACUCCGACCUCUUCAUUUCUAUCGCCCAAGCUAUCCUCGGUGGGACAGCCAGAGCCCAGGGCCUGUACGAGACAAUCAACGUGACGAUCCCUCCUGGGAUUCAGGCUGACCAAAGGAUCCGGAUGAGUGGGAAAGGCAUCCCCCGGAUCAACAGCUACGGCUACGGCGAUCACUACAUUCACAUCAAGAUAAGGGUUCCCAAGCGUCUCACCAGCCGGCAGCAGAGCCUGAUCCUGAGCUAUGCUGAGGAUGAGACCGACGUGGAAGGGACAGUGAAUGGCGUCACCAGCACCAGCACUGGUGGCAGUGCCAUGGAUAGCUCUGCAGGAGGCAAGGCUAGGCCCGAGGCUGGGGAGGACAAGGAGGGCUUCCUUUCCAAACUUAAGAAAAUGUUUACCUCCUGAUAGCCCAGCCGAGGAAAACGGUCCACUGGAAACUAGGCCGGGACACCGCAGCACCGGGAGGAUUCCGGAACAGCAGCGCGGGACCCUUCCUGCAGCGGCCCUGUGGACAGCCUUGGCAAGGCAAAAUCAUGUGACCACACAGCUCCCCGGAAGGGGGUCACUGGGGAGCCCGGGGCAGGAAGAUGUGGACACCUCAGGGGUCGAUACAUGUUUCCUGGCUGCGGGUAGGUAACUUAGCCCCUUUCUGCCUUGGGGUAGAGGAAGGCAGGCAGGCACUUCUGUCAGACCUAAAGCUCUAACUUGCAAUGGAAUGCGGUGGAGAUCUUAGUUAAAGAAUUAAAGGCCAUGCUUACAGCUAAAAAAGAAGCCUUUAGCCGCAAGGAAUUAAUUGAUUCGAUUGAUUGAUUUCCGUCUCAGCAAAUGUUGGAUGUCUGGAAUGAGUCUUUCCUGGCAGGUAGUUGCUCUGGGAAUCUUCGCCCUGCAUGCCACCGCCACAGUUGCUCCUUUUGGAGUUCGUUCCUAAUUCCCAGGGGUCCAAGCCACCUGAAAGCAGGCAUUCUGGGGCAUGGGGGAAGCACAUAUAAAGGCCCGGGGCCCCUGGGAGACCCCCUUCCUGACCACGUGAGUGAUGGUCUUUGUCAGGACGUCCGUUGUCCACUAGGUGCGCUCCUUUGUUUUAGGAUAGGCCGGGAGUGGGGACCCUGCCCUUCUGCAGAGCCACAGCUGUCCCACAGCCGCCGUCUCGGGAUAGAAUUCAGUGGGUUUGUCACACUGAGCCCUGCCCCCGGUGCCAGCUGGAGACUUGGUUUUCACCACUUAGACUGUUGACCUUUAUUUUCAAGAGCGUGUUUAAAUUAUUCAAUUAAGAAUUCAUUGUCUUUUCCUGUAUAACCAUUUGUUCAAAAAAGAAAAGCGGAGUCCAAGCAGUCCCUGCUCUCUGCAGUUAACCCAUAUCCAGUCAGGCUGCUCCCACAGCCUUGUCGGAAGCUGCAGUUUCCAUGUGUUUCAGGAUCCUCCAGCUGUCGUAAGCCAGGUUAAUGAAGCACACUUCUGAAAUUCUUUAAAAUUUACUAAAAUAAAGCAUCUAUUAGUGUCAGGUUUAAGAAUGUGAAAUGAUUCUGGAUCAAUGUAAAUAAUACUGUCUACUGCAAAGAGAUAUUUAAAAUCUAAA
Molecule: messenger RNA, 2648 nt
Organism: Choloepus didactylus (southern two-toed sloth)
Lineage: Eukaryota; Metazoa; Chordata; Mammalia; Pilosa; Megalonychidae
Gene: DNAJA3
Product: DnaJ heat shock protein family (Hsp40) member A3
Exons: 12
Coding region: 32-1477 (481 amino acids)
Biological process (GO): protein folding; mitochondrion organization; response to heat
Cellular component (GO): mitochondrion
Molecular function (GO): protein kinase binding; ATP binding; heat shock protein binding
Source: RefSeq, a predicted model, not a curated record